Molecule: messenger RNA, 4293 nt
Organism: Dipodomys spectabilis (banner-tailed kangaroo rat)
Lineage: Eukaryota; Metazoa; Chordata; Mammalia; Rodentia; Heteromyidae
Product: cytosolic phospholipase A2 beta-like
Biological process (GO): glycerophospholipid catabolic process
Cellular component (GO): cytosol
Molecular function (GO): calcium-dependent phospholipid binding; calcium ion binding
Source: RefSeq, a predicted model, not a curated record
CCACCUACCAGCUCACGGAAGAAGGCGCCUUUAAGAUAGUGGAUGAAGAAGCCACGGGGAAGGCGCGUCCUCUGCCUGGCAUGGGGACGGCAGAACCAGACGGUGCCCUGGAUCCCUCUGGACCCCCCGGCUGCAGACCUGACCCGGGACCCCAGUUACAGUCAGGCGUGGGCCCUGCCACACCUGCCGGCUCCGCGGUUCCACCAUGCCCAGCAGUCAGGCUGCAUUGCGGUGAAUUUCUGGUACGACGUGGAGUAUGAUGACCUGGAGCAUAGUUCCUUCCAGCCGCUGGGCUGUCACCGUGGCUGCUGGAUCAACUGGUGGAGCCCGCCUUCGGAAGAGCAGGAAGAGCCCCCGGCCCUGAGUGCCCAGCCCCAGGCCCCACCCCCGGCCCCCCAGCUCCAAGGGUGGCGCAGCGCAGAGGCGGCUUUGAAGGCGAAGGUGCCUGGAACGUGCCUGCUCACCGUGCGUGUCCUGCAGGCCCACGGGCUGCCUUCCAAGGACCUGCUCACCCCCUCUGACUGCUACGUGACUCUGUGGCUGCCUGCGGCCUCCAGCCACCGGCUGCAGACGCGCACCGUGAAGAACAGCCGGAACCCCGUCUGGAAUCAGAGCUUCCACUUCCGCAUCCACCGCGAGCUCAAGAAUAUCAUGGAACUGAAGGUCUUCGACCAGGACCUGUUGACCCAAGACGACCCGCUGCUGUCCGUGCUGUUUGAUGUGGGGACCCUGCGAAUGGGGGAGUCCCGGCGCCAGAGCUUCUCGCUGAGUUCUCAGGUGCAGGAGCGGCUGGAAGUCGAAUUUCGUCUGCAGAGCCUGCCAGCUGAGGCGGAGCGGCUCACCAGCAACGGCAUCCUGGUAGCCCGGGAGCUGUCGCGCUUGCAUGUUCAGCUGGAGCAGAUGGGGCCCCCAAAAGAGUCAGAGGGCAAGGUCCAGCUGGUGCUUCCCGGCGCCUGUGAGGGCUCCCAGGAGGCCUGUGUGGGCACCGGCUCGUUCUGCUUCCACUGCCCGGCCUGCUGGGAGCCGGAGCUGAGCAUCCACCUGAAGGACGACCCCCAGCAGCGGCUGACGGUGCCCCUGCAGGCUCUGCCCUCCCGCCAGUCGGUGCGGCUCGUCUUCCCCACGUCCCAGGAGCCCUUGAUGAGGGUGGAGCUGAAGAAGGAAGAGGGACCCGGGGAGCUGGCCGUGCGGCUGGGCUGUGGGCUGUGCCCGCAGGAGCAGGCCUUCCUGCGCAGGAGGAAGCAGGGGGUGGCCAAGGCCCUGAAGCAGGUCCUGCAGCUGGAUGGAGACUUGCAUGAGGAUGAGGUCCCAGUAGUAGCCGUUAUGGCUACUGGCGGCGGCACCCGGGCGAUGACUUCCUUAUACGGGCAGCUGGCCGGCCUGAGGGAGCUGGGCCUGUUGGACUGCGUCUCCUACAUCACGGGGGCCUCGGGCUCCACCUGGGCUUUGGCCAACUUGUAUGAGGACCCAGAGUGGUCUCAGCAGGACCUGGCAGGGCCCACCGCGUUGCUAAAGGCCCAGGUGACAAAGAGCAAGCUGGGUGCGCUGGCCCCCAGCCAGCUGCAGCGGUACCGGCAGGAGCUGGCCGAGCGCGCCCGCCUGGGCCAUCCGCCCUGCUUCACCAACCUGUGGGCCCUCAUCAACGAGGCCCUGCUGCAUGAGGAGCCCCAAGACCACAAACUCUCAGAUCAACAGGAGGCCUUGAAUCGUGGCCAGAACCCUCUGCCUAUCUACUGCGCCCUCAACGCCAAGGCGCAGGGCCUGACGACCUUUGAAUUUGGGGAGUGGUGCGAGUUCUCCCCCUACGAGGUGGGCCUGCCCAAGUACGGGGCCUUCAUCCCCUCCCAGCUCUUCGGCUCUGAGUUCUUCAUGGGGCGGCUAGUGAAGGAGCUCCCCGAAUCCCGCAUCUGCUUUCUGGAAGGCAUCUGGAGCAACCUGUACGCCGCCAGCCUCCAGGACAGCCUGUACUGGGCCUCAGAGCCCAGCCAGUUCUGGGACCGCUGGGCUCAGGACCGAGCCAGCCUGGACAAAGAGGAGGUCCCCCAGCUAAAGAUGGAGGAGCCGCCCACAGCAGCCGGCAGGAUCGCCGGGCUUUUCACCGACCUCCUGACAAAGCGGCCGCUCGCCCAAGCCACCCACAACUUCCUGCGCGGCCUCCAGUUUCACAAGGACUAUUUCCAGCACCCGCACUUCUCCGCCUGGAAAGCUACCAAGCUCGAUGGCCUCCCCAACCAGCUGACGCCCGCGGAGCCCUUCCUGUGCCUGCUGGACGUGGGCUACCUCAUCAACACGAGCUGCGCGCCCCUCCUGCAGCCCGCCCGGGACGUGGACCUCAUCCUGUCACUGGACUACAACCUGCACGGAGCCUUCCAGCAGCUGCAGCUGGUGGACAGGUUCUGCCAGGAGCAGGGGAUCCCGUUCCCCCACAUCUCACCCACGGCGGAGGAGCAGCGCGAGCCUCGGGAGUGCCACGCCUUCCAUGACCCCGCCCGGCCCGAAGCCCCUGGCCUGCUGCACUUCCCUCUGGUCAACGCCUCAUUCCGAGAGUUCUCAGCCCCCGGAGUGCCACGGACACCCGAGGAGAAGGCGGCCGGGGAGGUGAACCUGUCUCCUGCGGACUCCCCCUACCACUACACAAAGGUGACCUACAGCCCAGAGGACACGGACAAGCUCCUGAGCCUGACCCGGUACAACAUCCUCUGCAGCCGGCCACAGCUGCUCGAGGCUCUGCGCCAGGCCGUGCAGCGGCGCAGGCAGCGCAGGCCCCGGUGAUGGCGGCAGGUGAGGCCUCCGCCCCGCCCAGGGCCGGGGAUGGGAGCCGGGGACCCGGCUCAUGCUGUAGCUUGGCCCGGCCACCUCCCUGGAGGAGCAGGGGAGGAUGUACUCCUGGUAGAGGUGGGGACAAAAGGGCACACUCUGUGUACAUGAAUUCAAAGCUCUUUAUAGACAGACAGUGUGGUGUGCGGUUCUUGCAGGUGCACGCAGCCCGGGCUCCCGGGGAAGGGGCCUGGCGCACACAGAUCUUUGCCCAGACACGGACAGAAAGGAGAGGCCACAGUCGGGAGGCUAUGUUGUCACACGAAAACACCAAGAGAGCACUGACAACACUAACCACGUGGCCACGGGGAGGGCGGGACUCCUCACAGAAGCAGUGUCCAAGCAGCCAGGGAGGGACAGACAGACGCACGCCUGCGCCUGCGGGCCUCACUGCAGCACGCGGUUCGUCAGGGCCCGGGUCUGUCAGGAGAACAGAGUAAGCGACUCUGCCUUGCAGUCCAGGUUCUGGAAAGUCACGGAGCAGCCAGGGGACAGAGUGAGCCAGCACUAGGGGCCCAGCCCUGUCGGCCUCAUCGGGGACAUAGUGGAGGAUUGAAGCCGACCCCGGGACCCGCGAAAGCAGGGCGUGCCCCGCUGCCCCGCACCCAGGACAAGGCAAGCUCUCCCUCCCUGCCGGGACCCUCUCCAGAGCCCCUCAGCCAGGCGCUGCUGGAGCCGACGUCUCCUCCCCGGGGGACGGCGUGUGCUCAGCCCAUGCUCUCACUCUGGACCUGGAGGUCAAAGGGCUCUGUGGAAGCCACCUAGGGACAGAUGAGGACCGGGUCACAGAUUUCCCUCCUGUCCUGUUCCCUGAGUCUCAUCUCCAGUCCCCCAGAUUCCAUCUUGGGCCCCUCCCCACGCUGUCUGACUUCUCCAGCCUCGCAGCUGAGGGCUGGCGUGGUGGCCCCCCAGCAGCUGGCCUGGCACCUGCCGGGUGAGGGGCGGGGUCGCCCUUGUCCACAGUGCCCGGGGCUCUGCACCCUGCACUGGAGCGGCUGCUGCUGCUGCGGCCUGGCACCCACUCCUUUGCCCCAGGGCUGUGCAACCCGGGGCUGAGGUACUGGGCCCGGUGCCAACAGCGAUGAGCCCCCGUGUGGAAGGUAGGCCCUGCCCGCUUCAUCCCACGCCCUGGGCCUCCAUGCCCUGCUCAGGGUGCGGGCUGGGGUCCGGCUGCGCACGUGCUAGUAACAGUGAGCAGGGCGGGGUCCAGUGGGGACCCCCGGCUGCAGGUCCCCCAUCUCAGCUAGCUGUGUGCCUGCCCCGUCUUGGGAGAGGCUGGGGGUCCCAGCCGAGCAGCCGGGCCACGGGUCCUGGCGGUCUGGCCUCUCCUACCACGACAAGGGCCGUCUCUCUCCCUCUCUGCACCUGUCCACAGCGGCGCCCGGGCUUGCGGGGCAUUGGAUAGAGAAGGGGGGUCCUGAGGGGAGCACUAGGGAGGCGUGGGGAGGACUCGGGCUGGCCGUGCCCAUCCCAGCC